Molecule: messenger RNA, 1152 nt
Organism: Hevea brasiliensis (rubber tree)
Lineage: Eukaryota; Viridiplantae; Streptophyta; Magnoliopsida; Malpighiales; Euphorbiaceae
Product: probable aquaporin TIP3-2
Exons: 3
Coding region: 195-968 (257 amino acids)
Biological process (GO): water transport; transmembrane transport
Cellular component (GO): membrane
Molecular function (GO): water channel activity
Source: RefSeq, a predicted model, not a curated record
ACACUUCUCAUCCAUGCAAGAACCCGAUCUCUCUCUUCCUUUCCUCUCUCUUUUUCUACUUUUUCUUUACCUAAACAAAGCUCUCACCAACUUCGAAAUCCUUCCUUGUAGGGCUUGGUGUGACAUACUAUAGUAGUCUCAGUGUGUGGGAUUCAGGUUAAUCAAGAAGAAGAGCCAAGUUUAUCUAGCUAACCAUGCCUAGAAGAUAUGCACUUGGGAGGGCAGAAGAGGCCACCAACCCUGACUCCAUGAGAGCUGCAUUAGCUGAAUUCGUCUCCACUCUUAUCUUCGUCUUCGCUGGUGAAGGCUCCGUCCUUGCUCUUGAUAAAUUGUAUAGGGAAACUGAACCUCCGGCUUCAGGACUGGUGAUGAUUGCGCUUGCACAUGCAUUGGCACUGUUUUCUGCUGUUUCAGCCAGCAUCAACAUAUCAGGUGGUCAUGUGAAUCCUGCUGUUACCUUUGGAGCUCUCGUUGGAGGAAGGAUCUCAGUCCUACGCGCUUUCUAUUACUGGGUUGCUCAGCUUCUUGGCGCUAUUGUCGCUUCUCUCUUGUUGAGGCUCGUCACUAAUGGCAUGAGACCAGUGGGAUUCUAUGUAGCAUCAGGGGUUGGAGAGGUGCAUGGCCUUAUAAUGGAAAUGGUAAUGACAUUUGGACUGGUUUACACCGUGUAUGCUACAGCCGUUGAUCCCAAAAGGGGAAGCUUGGGAAUCAUUGCCCCUCUAGCCAUCGGGUUCAUUGUUGGGGCCAACAUUUUAGUUGGGGGUCCUUUCGAUGGAGCAUCAAUGAACCCAGCAAGGGCAUUUGGGCCUGCCCUAGUUGGGUGGAGAUGGAGGAACCACUGGAUCUACUGGCUCGGUCCUUUCGUUGGAGGGGGCUUAGCGGCACUCAUAUACGAGUACACGGUGAUCCCAACAGAUCCAUUACCACAUCAUACUCAUCAUCAACCUUUGGCUCCUGAAGACUACUAGUUUAUUAAUUUACACGUCCAUGUGCUUUUGUGUUGGCCAACUAUUGUCUUCUCCUUGGUUGUCUCUAUACUUGUGUAUCUGUCUGUGAGACCGUCCCUUGAACCUUGUGUGUUGUGCGUCUUAUCAUGUGCUAGCAACUUUGUGUAUGAUGGUGCAAAUAAAAAGUACGCCUGACUCCGUUUUA